This is a messenger RNA of Paramecium tetraurelia, 348 nucleotides long. RefSeq lists its product as uncharacterized. Gene Ontology annotation, molecular function: double-stranded DNA binding. The transcript is spliced from 2 exons. Gene Ontology annotation, biological process: reciprocal meiotic recombination. Gene Ontology annotation, cellular component: nucleus. Lineage: Eukaryota; Ciliophora; Oligohymenophorea; Peniculida; Parameciidae. The record is from RefSeq and is a predicted model, not a curated record.
AUGCAAUAUAUAAAAAAUCAAUUACCUCUGAUCAUUUCGGUAAUUAAAAGCUUAGAUAUCUUUGGAUAAUCCAUUACUUUGAACAUUAACAAACAAAAAGCAUAUAAAACAGCAUUUGGUGGCAUUUCAUCAAUCUGUCUCAUCUUCAUUUUGAUCACUAUAUUUCAAUCCAAUAUUGUUGAUUUCUUCAAAAAAACAGAUGUUGUUUUCUCUACCAAAACUGAAUUUGACCCAGACCCUGCUUAAAUUAAAAUGAAUAUCUAAAAUUACAUGGUAGCAUUUUCAAUUGAAUAAAUCAAUUUCGUCACCAACCCGAUGUUCAAUAUAACAAUCGAAUAAAGGUAAUGA